Alternaria novae-zelandiae is the source of this 627-nucleotide messenger RNA. RefSeq names its product Peptidyl-prolyl cis-trans isomerase B (gene CPR2). Gene Ontology annotation, biological process: protein peptidyl-prolyl isomerization; protein folding. The transcript has 5 exons. The record is from RefSeq and is a predicted model, not a curated record. Gene Ontology annotation, molecular function: peptidyl-prolyl cis-trans isomerase activity. Bases 1 to 627 code for a protein of 208 amino acids. Gene Ontology annotation, cellular component: endoplasmic reticulum; fungal-type vacuole. NCBI's taxonomy places the organism in Eukaryota, Fungi, Ascomycota, Dothideomycetes, Pleosporales, Pleosporaceae.
AUGGCUACCAUCCAGAGAGCUGUCAUUUCGCUCCUCUUGAUCCUCUCGAUCACUUUCGUCUUCUUUGCUCAGAGCACCGAGGCUGCAAAGGGUCCAAAGAUCACUCACAAGGUCUACUUCGACGUUACCCACGGCGAUGAAGAGCUAGGCCGCAUCACCAUCGGUCUCUACGGCAAGACCGUUCCCAAGACCACUGAGAACUUCCGCGCUCUCGCUACUGGCGAGAAGGGAUUCGGUUACGAAGGCUCUACUUUCCACCGCGUUAUCAACAACUUCAUGAUCCAGGGUGGUGACUUUACCAAAGGCGAUGGUACAGGAGGUAAGAGCAUAUAUGGAGAGAAGUUCCCCGACGAGAACUUCAAGCUCAAGCACACCCGGAAGGGUCUCCUCAGCAUGGCCAAUGCUGGCAAAGAUACCAACGGCUCUCAGUUCUUCAUCACCACCGUCAUCACCAGCUGGCUCGAUGGCCGCCACGUCGUGUUCGGAGAGGUCCUCGAGGGCUACGAGGUCGUGGAGAAGAUUGAGAACGUGAAGAAGGGUGCUGGAGACAAGCCGGUCCAGACUGUCAAGAUCGCCAAGAGCGGAGAGCUCGAGGUGCCAGAGGAAGGUAUUCACGCGGAACUCUAG